AGUGUAAAAUUAUAAUUAAAACUGCUGAAAUAAUUGUAUUCCGUCAUUCGUUACAUAUUUAAUUGCAAUGCCCAUGCAUAUGAAACGUGAUCCCAUCACGAACUACUACAAGACGAGCUCCAUUAUAUUGGCCGGCCUCGGCGUGGCGGCCGUAGGCUUCGCUGGCAAACACCUGCUGCGCCGCAUGCCGCAGAUGACGUCAAAGUUCAACGAGGCCCUCAAGAACUUGCCCAAGUUCGAUGCCGAGAGCAUGGCCAAUGCCAAAUACUACAAAGGCGGCUUUGAUCCCAAAAUGAACAAACGCGAAGCGGCGCUCAUCUUGGGCGUCAGUCCCAGCGCCUCCAAGCUAAAGGUCAAGGAUGCGCACAAGAAGAUCAUGCUGCUCAAUCAUCCCGAUCGCGGUGGAUCACCAUAUCUGGCGGCUAAAAUCAACGAGGCCAAAGACUUUCUGGAUAGCGCGAAAUAAUUAUAUUCAGAGCUUUGUAAAUAAAUAUGUAUAUAGCUGUAAGACGUAAAUAACUAUCGAUCCCCAAUUGUA
Molecule: messenger RNA, 538 nt
Organism: Drosophila novamexicana
Lineage: Eukaryota; Metazoa; Arthropoda; Insecta; Diptera; Drosophilidae
Product: mitochondrial import inner membrane translocase subunit TIM14
Exons: 2
Coding region: 68-466 (132 amino acids)
Biological process (GO): protein import into mitochondrial matrix
Cellular component (GO): PAM complex, Tim23 associated import motor
Molecular function (GO): ATPase activator activity
Source: RefSeq, a predicted model, not a curated record